GGGUGGACCCACGUGACAGCCCGGACGGCGCCUCUUCUCUUUCUCUGGSGCGCGCGCGCGCGCGAGCAGGACAGGAAUGGCCAAUGGCUUUCUCAUGGAAGUCUGUGUUGAUUCAGUGGAGUCUGCUGUGAAUGCAGAAAGAGGAGGUGCUGGCCGCCUUGAAUUGUGUGCCAAUCUGAUGGAAGGAGGAACCACACCUAGUAUAGGGUUUCUACAAGUGGUGAAACAGUGUAUACGGGUGCCAGCAUGUGUGCUAAUACGUCCCCGUGGAGGGGACUUCCUCUAUUCUGAUCGGGAAGUGGAGGUGAUGAAAGCUGACAUUCGACUUGCCAAGCAACAUGGGGCAGAUGGGCUGGUGUUUGGAGCCUUGACUGAGGAUGGGCGUGUGGACACAGAGCUCUGCACAGCACUGCUGGCUGCUUCACGUCCUUUACCAGUCACUUUCCACAGAGCUUUUGACAUGGUCUAUGAUCCGAUGAUAGCCCUGGAAACACUGAUAUCAUUGGGUUUUGAACGAGUGUUGACUAGUGGCUGUGACAGCUCUGCUUUGGAGGGACUACCCUUGAUAAAACGGCUAACAGAUCAGGCUAAGGGCAGGAUUGUUGUAAUGCCAGGUGGAGGCAUAACAGAGAGAAACCUGCAGAGAAUCCUCGAAGGCUCUGGGGCUUCAGAGUUUCACUGCUCAGCGCGUUCUGCUAAGGACUCAAACAUGAAGUUCAGAAACCCCAGCGUUACUAUGGGGGCCUACCUCUCUACACCUGAAUAUUCCAUCAAGGUGGCAGAUGUGGCCAAAGUGAGGACCCUGAAUGCAAUUGCAAAGAAUAUCCUGUAGAAGAAGAUCCUGUGGAAGAGGAAGACCUGACACACUGGGACUUGCUCAGUUAUUAGGCACAGACAUUUUGACAGCUUCCUUGCCAGCACAUAAUGGAUGUGGGGUCAAUCAAAUGAAGGAGCCUGUGGUUGUUUUUAUUCCUAUUCCCACUUUGUAGUCUUACUCCACAGAGUUUCUUCCUUACCUAUUGUAAUGCCAUUUGUCUGUGGGGAAUAAACUGUGUGGGUGGGUGGGGGCUUAGCUGAAGGAGCCCUUGAGCUUGGGCAACACUCCCUGUGACUGUCACUUCUCCAAUAAACCCUGAUGCUGCUCCA
This is a messenger RNA of Anolis sagrei ordinatus, 1146 nucleotides long. RefSeq names its product cutC copper transporter (gene CUTC). Gene Ontology annotation, molecular function: copper ion binding. NCBI's taxonomy places the organism in Eukaryota, Metazoa, Chordata, Lepidosauria, Squamata, Anolidae. The record is from RefSeq and is a predicted model, not a curated record.